Messenger RNA from Rasamsonia emersonii CBS 393.64, 504 nucleotides. Its product is annotated as O-mannosyl transferase. Gene Ontology annotation, biological process: protein O-linked glycosylation via mannose. The transcript is spliced from 4 exons. Gene Ontology annotation, molecular function: dolichyl-phosphate-mannose-protein mannosyltransferase activity. The record is from RefSeq and is a predicted model, not a curated record. The coding region runs from base 1 to 504 and encodes 167 amino acids. Gene Ontology annotation, cellular component: membrane; endoplasmic reticulum. Lineage: Eukaryota; Fungi; Ascomycota; Eurotiomycetes; Eurotiales; Trichocomaceae.
AUGGCAUCCACCAAUUCGGGUUUUGCAACGGGAAGGGAGCACAACGUCGAUGUUCGCCGGAGGAAUGUUGCGGAUUCUGAAAGGUCCGAUGUGCUCCCUGGCCCCCCAGCGGAUCAGGAUGUUGACACGAAGAAGCCUCCAAAGUCGUUCCUCGCCAUCCUGGAUGAAUGGGAAUUCAUCAUUGCUCCAGUGAUCUUUACGGCGAUCUCAUUCUUCACCCGGAUGUAUCGAAUCGGACUGUCCAAUAUCGUCACAUGGGAUGAAGCUCACUUUGGUAAAUUUGGCUCGCACUAUCUCAAGCGUGAAUUUUAUUUCGACGUUCACCCGCCGCUGGGGAAGAUGCUAGUCGGUCUAUCGGGCUAUCUUGCCGGGUACAAUGGUUCCUUCGAAUUCAAAUCAGGAGAAAAGUACCCAGAAGAUGUCAACUACACAUUUAUGCGAGUCUUUAAUGCCUUCUUUGGCGUGACCGACCGUCUGGUUAAUCAGUUUAAUGGUCCUGUUUGA